Molecule: messenger RNA, 783 nt
Organism: Cannabis sativa
Lineage: Eukaryota; Viridiplantae; Streptophyta; Magnoliopsida; Rosales; Cannabaceae
Product: secreted RxLR effector protein 161-like
Exons: 2
Coding region: 1-783 (260 amino acids)
Source: RefSeq, a predicted model, not a curated record
AUGGCGAAAAUUCCCUAUGCCUCUGCAGUUGGAAGUCUAAUGUAUGCAAUGUUAUGCACUAGGCCUGACAUCUGUUAUGCUGUUGGAAACGUGAGCAGGUAUCAGUCUAAUCCAGGACAUGAACAUUGGAAUGCAGUUAAGUAUAUUCUGAAAUACUUGAAGAGUACAAGGAAUCUUGUGUUAGUCUACAAGGGUGGUGCUUUAAAUCCCAUAGGCUACAUUGAUUCAGAUUUCCAGGCAAGUCUUGAAGACAGUAAAUCUACAUCUGGGAUGGUGUUUACUCUUGGGGGUGGAGCAGUGGUUUGGAGAAGUGCUAAACAAACCGUGAUAUCUGACUCAACUAUGGAAGCUGAAUACAUAGCAGAAGCCGAAGCUGCUAAAGAACUUGUCUGGUUGAGAAAGUUCUUCACCAGUAUAGGUGUUGUUCCUGGAAUGGAAAAGCCUCUGGUCUUACUUUGUGAUAACAAUGGAGCAAUAGUUUUACAACAAGAGAAUCAUGCUCACAAAACCUUGCAUAUCUCACAAGCACCGUCUGGUUUACCACCAGCAACAACCUCACACCACUACACACCUGCUGCAUCAAAGAACAAACAACAUAAACCAACUUCCAUUGGUUCUGGUACACUAGAUCCCAUACCAGCAGCCUCCACACCAGGAAAAACUAAUCUAGUUUUACAAAUCCUGGUACAACAUCAGCACCACAAAAAGUUGUUUCUCCUCAUUCUGGCACUUCAGCGUCCAAACCAGAAGCCUCUAAACAAGAAAAUAACAACUUGGAUGUGA